CUUUCUUUAUCUAAAAUACAUCUUAAUUUGGUUGUAGCUGAACAAUUUAUAUUACGGUACUCCAGGAUACCUUGGCGUGGAAGUUUAUGCAUUUAGAAAAGGAUCGAUUAUAGCGGAUUACAAACUUACUAUUGAGUCUUAUGAUAAAGUUGCUGAAGCCAAAACUCAUAUCACGAAAAAAGUUUUGGAUAAGAUUCCAGAUAAAAUAUUAGAAUUCAGUGUUAAUAAAACCUUUUUAGAAGACAAUAUCCAGCAAACAGUUAAACAGUUCGAAUCUGGUUGUGAGUACUUUUCUCAAGCAGUUUGUCCAACGGGAUACCGAUGCGAGAUGAAAAAUAAAAAACCCAUUUGCACUGAAAUUUGUUGGAAGGAAGAUGGUAGUAAUUUGUGUGGAAACCAUGGAACAUGCUACGUAGAUAUUAAAACAUACAAAGGAAAAUGCAGCUGUUCAAAUAGCAAUGGGUUCGUGUACCACGGGGUAUAUUGCGAGAGAAAAGCAGAAGAAUUGAAAUUAGACUCCGUAUAUAUCAUAGCUAUUGCAUCAGGAAGUGGUGGUGCCGUUUUCAUUAUUGCAGUUGUUGCUGUCGCAUGUCUAAUUCAUAUGAAAAGAAAAAUGAAGACAUUAUUUUUAACAAACACAGAUGUUAAUUCUGCAGAAAUGGAUGAUUUUGGUUGGGAAAGGUCAAGCGAUUUAAACGCAAAUCUUUAUCGAGCGAGAGUUAAAUCAGUAGCAAAUGAUAAUAAAACACGACUCCAAGAGCAGGAUGUGACAUAUUUCCAGGGUCGAGAACAUAGACUAUACAAAGACGAUAAGGGGGAUGAGGCUUAUAUUUACCAGCCAUCUAGUCAUAAAUCUUCAGCUGAAACUGAAUACAAUACUGGCCCAUCUGUGUAUGAUUACAUUGACACAGAUUCAAAGUUUCAGAUACAGAGACCAAAUAUCCGUAUUGGACAUCUUAAUAAAUAUUAGAAGAUUUAAAGAUGUGUAAAUUGAAG
This is a messenger RNA of Ruditapes philippinarum (Manila clam), 996 nucleotides long. RefSeq lists its product as uncharacterized. Bases 329 to 970 code for a protein of 213 amino acids. The transcript is spliced from 7 exons. Lineage: Eukaryota; Metazoa; Mollusca; Bivalvia; Venerida; Veneridae. The record is from RefSeq and is a predicted model, not a curated record.